Messenger RNA from Cyphomyrmex costatus, 1297 nucleotides. RefSeq lists its product as uncharacterized. The coding region runs from base 18 to 1247 and encodes 409 amino acids. The record is from RefSeq and is a predicted model, not a curated record. NCBI's taxonomy places the organism in Eukaryota, Metazoa, Arthropoda, Insecta, Hymenoptera, Formicidae. Gene Ontology annotation, molecular function: sequence-specific DNA binding. The transcript is spliced from 6 exons.
AUUCGUAAUGUUUACAUAUGUCGCGUGAUUUGAUGAUCGUUUUUGUAAAUUGGAAUGCAAAUAUGAAGUGCUAUUUCUGUGGGAAAAAGGCAGAGAAGACUGCAUCGGUGCAAAGAACUCUUCAUCGAUUGCCAUUAAAAAAUGCUGAUGAACUGCAACGAUGGCUAGUCAACGUAAAAUUAGAAGACAAACAGUUGCUACCAAGUGAUAGAAUUUGCUCCGAACAUUUUACACGAGACUGUGUUAUUAACGACGGGGUCAAGAUUAUUUUGAGAACAGGAAGCGUACCAACAUUAUUUAUGUCAGAACAUAACUGUACGAAGUGCGUUUUUUGUAAAUUUGAAAGGUCGGCCAAAUGUUCUCGUACAUUUCACAAAUUUCCUAUCGGCAACUCAACGGAACUUCUAAAAUGGCUGUCAGCCAUGCCGUUGAAGGAUUUUGUACCAAAAAAAUCAGAUCUUUUGUGCUCUGAUCACUUUGACCCGAACUGCUUCAGGUGGAACCGAAAUGCUCUACGGCUGAAACCAAAUGCAGUUCCAACUAUUUUUGUGCCUCAAUUGAUUGCAGAAUCGCAUGUUUCGGCGUUACAAAAUUAUGCAAAUGAAAAACAAGCAACAAUUGCUUCAACAUGCGAGCCGAUUGGAAGUGCCAAUACCAGUGAAGCCCAAGUAAUGGAAAUCACUGCCAGUACGACCGUAGGUACUGUUGACAUGGCUGAUGCAGAGAUGGCUGUUACUUAUAGUAAUGUAGGAAAUGCUUCUGAAAACCGCGAACAAAGCAAUUCGACAUUAGAAAUAUCCGGAUUGCCUUCAAGUGUUCAGUAUGUCGAAAAAUGUACUGCUCCAUUGCUAUUGGACAGUCCACGAAGCAGCCGAAAGCGGAAAAUGCCUGCUACUCCCACUAUAUCUAAGAUUAUACGUCAAGAACACCACUAUUAUAACUCUCCACGAACAUUGAUGCAGCAACUGCGAGCAGCUCGAAUAAAAAUAAAAAAGUUCGAAGAGGAGCGAAAAAAGAGUAGAGCAAGGAUUAAACGGUUACAGACUAAAGUAACCUCUCUCAAGGAAAUAUCCGACAGUGGACGUGACAUCAACAACACCGUACCAGUGGAAGGAAAAAAGAAAAGCUCAGCAUUAGGCGACAAUGAUUAUCAACACGCAAGAUAUAAGAGAAAACUAAUCAGAUAUUCAAAACUAUUUGUGAAGAAUGCCAAUAAACGAAUAAACUUCAAUUACUCGUUAAUUUAAAUUAAUAGAGAUUUAUUAAAAUUUACUGAACAUUUCAAUGAAAUUCAAUC